UUUCAUGGCCACGGCAUGAGUGCAGGAUUGAACUUGUUGGAGUUCCGAGUUAGAUUUCAAAUAUUCAAAAGUCUCUAAUUUGAUCGUGAAUUAUAUACAAAGUUUUGUGAAUACCUUGUCUGAGAGACGCUUUCUCUUCCUAUUUUCUGCUAUAUUCGCAUGCUCCUUUCUAGUGAUUUAACAAACUCGGCCAGUCCAAGAAGAAUCUCAAAACUCAGAGCCAGGUGCAGAUUUUUCACACUGAAAAAUGCCACCUAGAAAGAAGAAAAUUCAAGAAGCAGUUGUCAUCAUAUUAGACGUUGGUUAUGGUGGAGAAAACGCGGGGACAUCCUCAUCCAAAAGUUUCUUUGAGAAAGGAAAAGAAUGUGUCAUUGGAUUAAUCAAGAAAAAGAUUUUUUCGAAGUCCCAGGAGUUGGUGAGUUUAAUCCUUAUGAAUUCUGAAGAAACACUCAAUGAUCUGAAUGCCAGAGAAGAUGGAUAUGAAAAUAUCAAACUUGCAUUUCCAUUGCGUGAAGCAAGUUGGCAGAUAGCCAAGACGGUAGCUGACCUCAAACCAACAGAAAUUGAUUCUGUAGAUGCUCUGGAUGCCAUGGCUGUUGCUCUAAAUUACAUUCAGCAAGAACAACAGUCUGAUGAAUGUGUUAAACUGUCAAACAUGGUUGUAAUUUCAAGAUUUGCUGGGGCCACAGACACAGUUCAAGCUAACAGUAUUUUGCGGCAGCUAAAAAGUAUGGCCUCUGAAUUAACAAUCAUUGGCUAUGGCGUUGAUGAGAUUCAAGAAGUUUCUCAGCAAGUUGAAAGUAGCCAAGAAAGGUCAUUGAGAAGACUGCACGAAAAUUUAGCUGUAAUCUCCAGCAUGGUAUCAAAGAUGAACUCAUAUGGUAUGGAAUCCUCAGCUUUAUGUAGUUUUGAAGAUAUUCUCUCACACCUUUUGUACUUUAAGGGAAAAUCUGUAAGACCCACAGCAUGGCGAGUAGAUCUGGAAAUAGGCAGGGACAUUCAAAUUGAAGUUGUUGGAUACAAAUUGGUUGCUGAGCAAGAAAGAUUUGAAUGGACCACUCAGAAAAAAACUGAAAAUACAACCAUAUUAGCUAAAGAUUCCGAAAAUGGAGGAGGAGGAAUAGCUGAUGCUGUAGCAGGAACAGCAGAUGCUGCAGAAGGAACAGCAAAUGCUGGAGCGGUGAUAACCGAGGAGCCUAAAAGUGCUGUCUACAGGGAUAUUAAAGCUUACAUGGAUGUGGAUGAUCAGGGUGAUGAACGAGAAGUUGCCCCAGAAGAUAUUGUCAAAAGUUAUGUUUAUGGAGAUAAAAUUAUUCCAUUUCCCACUCAUGACAGUGAAACAAUGGCGUAUGAAUCUGGGCCAAGAUCUCUCAAGCUCAUUGGUUUUACCAAACAAAGAAAUGUUCCUAAAUAUAUACUGCAAGGGAAUGGUGUAAAUGUUCUCACUUGUGGCAAAAAUUCGGGAGCUGUUUUUGCUGCUCUUCACAAAGUACUAGAGGCACAGCAGUUGGUGGGUAUUGUAAGGAGGGUGUAUAAUCGGAAUAACGCUCCUGCCAUUGGCACCCUGUAUCCUGAAGUUGUAGACGGGAAAAAGGUUCUAACAUUUAUUGAGCUACCCUUUGCUGGAGAUGUCAUCACAUUAAAAUUUCCGUCUCUCAGUCAUGUAAAUCCUACCUCGGAACAAAAAAAUGCUAUCAACAAACUAAUUGAUACACUAGAUCUCUCCAACCCAGAUGAUCCUGAUGACGAACUAUUCCACCCUGAAAAAACUUAUGAUCCAGAUCGGCAGUUAAUGUAUCAUAAAUUCGCCCAACAAAUUCUUUACCCUGAGGAUUCAUCACAGUCUGAACUCCCAGAUCAUAUUGAAAAACUGACAAGCUUGCCAAAUGAAUUGAAGGAAAAAGCUGAACCUGUAAUUGAAGACAUCAAACAGGUAUUCCCGCUCGUGGAGAUUGAAAGAAAACAAUGGAAGAAGGGCAGAGCUAUAAAUGGGAAGGUUGAUGAUGAACCAGAUGAUGGAGAAGUGAAUGAUGAUGGCCCGAGUGGUGCGCAAACUGCUGGAAUUUCUUCUAUAUUCAAACCAACAGUUGUUCAAGUUACCGCCAUUCACCCUGUCAAAGAUUUUGAAACGCUCAUCCAGAGAGGAGAGGAUCAUACUGAAGUGUGUAAUCAGUUGAAAAAAGUUAUUCUAAAUUUAGCUAAAAGUAUCAAAGAAAAGGAAGAUUUAUUGAAAGUCAUUGCAGCAUUGAAAACACUUAGAAAGAGCUGUCUGGGAGAAAAUCCGGCUUUGUACAACAGUUGGUUACGCGAGUUUAAAACAUUGGUCCAGGAAAGAGACUUGAAGUCUGUGUGGGAGAAGAUUGAAGAAGAAAAACUUGGUUUAAUUUCCAAUAAAGAAACAGCCAACAGUGAUAUUUCUGAGGAAGAUAGUUUUAAUUUCUUACAGCUGGCUUCUGCUCAAGUAGAACAAGAACUAGAUGUGGAUAUGGACGAUCUGUGAUCCUGUCAUUAUUUAUCACAACACUUUUCAGGCACCAGGAAAUACAACCAAUCUGUGGUACUCAUUAUUUUAGCCUCCUUUUUUCACUAUACUCAUUUAUAUACCUUUUUUUAAAAAAAAAUGUACAUAAUUUUAAACAUAAUUUUCAAGAGAAAUCUGUGUAAUAUGUCUACAUCACUCAGGAAUUAAGUUUCUCUCAGUUCCUAAAAACUGUUUUUGGUUAAUAACCAUUGUUAUCUCAUGUCGUUAAACCUUAUGCAUUGUAGAGUAAAUAUAAUUUUCAUAAUUUC
Molecule: messenger RNA, 2790 nt
Organism: Bemisia tabaci
Lineage: Eukaryota; Metazoa; Arthropoda; Insecta; Hemiptera; Aleyrodidae
Product: X-ray repair cross-complementing protein 5
Biological process (GO): double-strand break repair via nonhomologous end joining; telomere maintenance
Cellular component (GO): Ku70:Ku80 complex
Molecular function (GO): telomeric repeat DNA binding; double-stranded DNA binding
Source: RefSeq, a predicted model, not a curated record